This is a messenger RNA of Menidia menidia (Atlantic silverside), 591 nucleotides long. Lineage: Eukaryota; Metazoa; Chordata; Actinopteri; Atheriniformes; Atherinopsidae. The record is from the annotation of a GenBank genome assembly.
AUGGCUCCUGGUUCCUGGUUCCUGGUUCUGCUCCUGGCUGCCCCGCUAAUGCUGGUGUCCUCCGGCCCGGUUCGUGGCCCGAACAACGAGACUGUUCCGGUGGUGCUGUGGCACGGGAUGGGGGACAGCUGCUGCAACCCGCUCAGCAUGGGCUCCAUAAAGAAGAUGCUGGAGGAGGAGCUGCCUGGAGUCUACGUGCUAUCUCUGAUGAUCGGGAAGAACGUGGUGCAGGACACAGAAAACGGCUUCUUCCUGGACGUGAACCAGCAGGUGGCGAUGGCGUGCAGCCAGCUGGCCCAGGACCCCCAGCUGCAGGGGGGCUACAACGCCAUGGGCUUCUCCCAGGGGGCCCAGUUCCUGAGAGCCGUGGCCCAGCGCUGCCCCUCCCCCCCCAUGAAGACGCUGAUCUCUGUGGGCGGCCAGCACCAAGCUAAGCCCCGCCCCCAUAACCCCUAUCCCUGGCUGACGCCGCUCUGUGUCUCAGGUGUGUACGGGCUGCCCAGGUGUCCCGGCGAGAGCUCCCACAUCUGCGACAUGAUCCGGGAGGCCCUGAACCGCGGCGCCUACAGCGACCUGGUCCAGAAGCAGUAG